AAGGCUUGGAUAGAGAAGACCUUUUCAAAAAGAGAAUGCAUCUAUGUAAUUGCCAACAACAAAGACAUUAGCAGGUGCUGCUGUGGCCAUCUUAUUAAUCAACAUAUUCCACCUCCUCCAAGCAUAACAGCUAAUAAAAAUGGAGAAGAAACAAAGCAAGUGGAAGCUCAGCCAGAGAAAUGGUCCGUCAGUAAACACACCCAAACAUACCCAACUGAUGCCUAUGGAAACCUUGAAUUCCAGGGAGGUGGACAUUCAAAUAAGGCUAUGUAUAUCCGUGUGUCAUAUGACACUAAACCAGAUUCUCUGCUGCAUCUCAUGGUGAAAGACUGGCAACUGGAACUGCCCAAACUCUUAAUCUCUGUCCAUGGAGGCCUCCAGAACUUUGAAAUGCAGCCUAAAUUAAAGCAAGUAUUUGGAAAAGGUCUGAUAAAGGCUGCUAUGACCACAGGGGCUUGGAUUUUCACUGGAGGUGUCAGUACAGGUGUCAUUCGUCAUGUGGGAGAUGCCUUGAAAGAUCAUUCUUCCAAAUCCAGAGGACGAAUAUGUGCCAUAGGAAUUGCACCAUGGGGCAUUGUAGAAAACAAGGAAGAUCUGAUAGGAAAAGAUGUAACACGGGUUUACCAAACAAUGUCAAACCCUCUAAGUAAGCUCUCUGUGCUCAACAGUUCCCAUACCCACUUCAUUCUGGCAGACAAUGGUACGCUAGGUAAAUAUGGAGCUGAAGUAAAGUUACGACGUCAGUUGGAAAAACACAUUUCCCUCCAGAAAAUUAACACACGGCUGGGACAAGGUGUUCCUGUAGUUGGGCUCAUAGUGGAAGGGGGUCCCAACGUGAUCUCCAUUGUCUUAGAGUGUCUACGCGAAGAACCCCCUCUCCCUGUCGUGAUAUGUGAUGGUAGUGGACGAGCAUCGGAUAUUCUGUCAUUUGCACACAAGUAUUCAGAAGAAGGAGGGAUCAUAAGUGAAUCCCUAAGGGACCAGCUUCUAGUUACCAUCCAGAAAACCUUUAACUACAGCAGAAAUCAAGCUCAUCAGCUGUUCCUCAUUCUUAUGGAGUGCAUGAAAAAAAAAGAACUUAUUACCGUGUUCCGCAUGGGGUCUGAAGGGCAACAGGAUAUUGAGAUGUCUAUCUUAACUGCUCUCCUCAAAGGUACCAAUGCAUCUGCUCCAGACCAGCUCAGCUUGGCUUUGGCCUGGAACCGUGUAGACAUUGCACGCAGCCAAAUAUUUGUCUUUGGACACCACUGGCCACCUAUAGGAAGCCUUACAGCUCCUGAUGGUACCGCUCCUGAGAAGGAAAAGAAGUCUCCAGCAGCUCAGACUAAAGCAGCCAGAGGGAAAGGAAAGGGGAAGAAAAAGGGAGGAAAAGGAAAAGAAGAGCCAGAAGAAGAAACAGACCCAAGAAAGCUAGAACUCCUGAACUGGGUGAAUUCCCUGGAACAGGCUAUGCUGGAUGCACUGGUUCUGGACCGAGUGGACUUUGUGAAACUACUUAUUGAGAAUGGAGUGAACAUGCAGCACUUCCUCACUAUUCCUCGAUUGGAAGAACUUUACAAUACUAGAUUGGGUCCCCCAAAUACGCUGCAUUUGCUAGUCAGAGAUGUGAAAAAGGGAAAUCUUCCACCGGAUUACCAUAUCAGCCUAAUAGAUAUUGGUCUUGUACUUGAAUAUCUCAUGGGUGGAGCUUAUCGCUGCAACUAUACUCGAAAAAGUUUUCGGACUCUUUAUAAUAAUUUAUUUGGACCAAAGAGGCCAAAAGCUCUUAAACUACUAGGGAUGGAG
Molecule: messenger RNA, 1785 nt
Organism: Eurypyga helias (sunbittern)
Lineage: Eukaryota; Metazoa; Chordata; Aves; Eurypygiformes; Eurypygidae
Product: transient receptor potential cation channel subfamily M member 1-like
Exons: 14
Biological process (GO): calcium ion transport into cytosol
Molecular function (GO): calcium channel activity
Source: RefSeq, a predicted model, not a curated record